Marchantia polymorpha subsp. ruderalis is the source of this 2632-nucleotide messenger RNA. Lineage: Eukaryota; Viridiplantae; Streptophyta; Marchantiopsida; Marchantiales; Marchantiaceae. The record is from the annotation of a GenBank genome assembly.
GUAGUUGAGAGAGCGAGCAUCGACGUGGACAGACGAACGGGACGACCUUGGGCGGGCAUGCCACCUUGCACUGAUCCUCAUGCCGCUCCCGCGCCACGCUCAACGCUCAUCUCUCCCGGCCGCGGAACAAAGACAAGGAGCAGCGAAGCGGAAGACGAAGCAGACGACGACGAAGAAGAAGAGAAGACUUGAACAAUUCCGGUCGAGGAUCGAGUGAAGCACAAGCGAGAUUUCACGCCACGGGGUAGAAUUGGGAUCGUGUGUUGUGACGGAAGGAGACGUAGGGCCGAGGGAGGGAUUGCCGAGAGUGUACCCUAAUCGGCAUACUGUGCAGGACGAGACAGCGAGGCUCUUAUCAGAGAAAACAGGUCUUUGCCUCGCACUGUCUUCCCGAAUCGGAUCAGUACGUAUAGAUAUCCGACAUUCGCAGUGGACCAAGCGACGAACUUUAUUGUAGAAUGAAGGAAUCCACCAUUGUAGCCUAGAGCAGAAGAAACGAAACUCUCAGAUAACCUACAGAAGCGAGCGCUCGAUGUCGUGUUACGUUGAAGAUCCCGUUUUACUCCAAGUUUGACAUUAGUUUGCCAUUCUUCUUCCCCUUCAGCUCGUUCCUGAAACUGCAGCUCUCCGUGGCAAAUCUGCUAGGAGUUGACGGGGAUCGCGAAGCACUGCAACAAGAAACUGCAAGGAACUAGUGCUGGAAAUAAGACUCACCACCGAUCUUGGAUCCGAAUAAUGAGGGAUGAAUCGGAGGAUUGACACCUUAAUGAAGGAGAGGAGAACCAAGGAAGUAGGAAAUUACGUCAGUACCUUUAAAUACCUUGUUCAAGGAUACCUGGGUCCUGCGCAAGGAGGUAGUACGCGCGCUUCCUAAGCACGGCAGUCUGUUUGACAGCCGUUUCAACAGUGUGAGGAAGUUGUGUGCCAUAUAUUCGUCUUUAGAGCCCGUUUAGAGUGGACGCACUUGAGAUUGAACCAUUGAUCGGUUAAUUUGAAUAAGGAUGGUGCGAGAGUUGAAGUUGGAGGGGUGCGUCGAGUUCGUGGAGCCACAGGCUGCCUUUUCAUUCUUAUUUGGAGAUGAUCGUUUCGUAAAACGCUAUCACAAAGAAAUGAAUGAAGAUCCAUACGCGGAGGUGAGCAGUUGGACAGACGAUGGUCGUCGAACUGUAAAAUUUGCAGCACCAAUAAACGCACCAAAUGUCAUCAAAAGAGUCAUCGGGGUGGAAACUCUGAAGGUAACAGAAGAGCAACAAUGUUUCACUGUUGGAAAUCGGUUUACUAUAAGAUCAGACCCAAAAAUUGAACAUCCUACUGGAUUCAAUACCAAGGCGGAGAUGGUAUUGGCAUUGUCAGAGAAUGGAAAGGGAAGCACUGUGUACAUUACUGCUACCCUGGAGUGCAAGGCGGCUGUCUGGGGCGUACAAGGCACAAUUGAAAAUUUCAUGGAAGCGAAGGCAAAGAAAUCUUUUCUGGGCUGGUUGAAAAUGGCUCGGCUUUUUUGCCAAGAACAGCUUGCACUAGCCACAGGUUUACCAUACACUAUAACCUAUGCCGAAGAAGAAGUAUCAAUCGGAGAUUCUUCUGACGAUGAAUUCUAUGAUUUUAGCGAGGAGGAUGAGAAAGCUCUUAUCCUUAGUGGUGAAAGUCGGACAUUAGGAGUGAUCUAUAGUAGGGAAGGGGAAUCUGGUCUGCAGAAUUGGAUAAUGGGGCAAGUCAUGGGUCAGCUGAAUGGCCUUCACGUCACAUGUGAUGCCUCUAGAACCCACAUAGAACAAUUGAAUAGGAAACUACAGAAGAUGGAGGAAGACAUUGGAAUGGUUCAGCAACAAUUACAGCGCGGGAUGAUCAUACCUCAAAGCCAUGUAUGGGGGCUUGUUGGCCUGGGUAUGGCCACAGGUGUGUUGCUUGGAGCCGGACAUAUGUAUUUGAAGGCCCACAUCCAGAGUCCAUGAAGUUAAUGAUGGACUAAAUGGCAAGACUUUCAUAUGAACUUGAAAGUAGUCGGUCGUGACAUCAUCACCAAAAUAGCUGCAGUCAAGUUUAUACUUACGUUGGGAAAUUAUCCUUCAGUAAACUGUAGGCGGGGAUGCGCGUCCCUUACUCUGGAACAAUACCACCUGAAAGUAACAUAAAAUUUCUUCGUUACAAUCAGUUAGGAUCGCGGACUUUCGUGCCGAGGGUCGAGAUUCAAGUUCAAGGGAGAGUUAUCUUUCCCUAACGUCCAUGUAAAUGUUAGUACAAGCGGAAAUAGGACAUACUUUUUUGAAGAACACCCUGUGUGGAACUUUUGGACAGCAGCCUGUCCAGUAGCAUCUUGAGGCAUCUGUCACUGUAUUUUUUUGUAUAAUUGAUCUAUGUGCAACACGGAAUAUGAGAGCGUCGUGAAGAGUUUCUGGGUUCCAUGGUCGACAAUGAUCAGGCGGAGAAGGUCGAUGGUCAGCCGGUUCCGAGGCGUCAUCUUGUUCUAACACACCAUCGCUACAUCAAAAUCGUGGGGGCAGCAGGGUGAGAAAAGGCGGUAACGAGUUGAUUUUGCGCGGGGAACCAAAGAGCUUCAGUACAAUAGUUUAUCUCACGGGCGUGGUUCAAGGGAAUCAAGGAGCGUCAGCACAAUAGGCUUCCCCACAUUAAC